Messenger RNA from Acaulospora morrowiae, 615 nucleotides. The record is from the annotation of a GenBank genome assembly. Lineage: Eukaryota; Fungi; Glomeromycota; Glomeromycetes; Diversisporales; Acaulosporaceae.
GAAGAUUUGGUGGUUCCCGACUCAUUGAAGGAAGCACAACUCUCGUUAAGAUUGAACAUUUCCACUAUACGCGAUUUCAUCCAUCAGGUCGAAAGACUGAAAAUCCUGCGUGAUCAAAAGUUAGGCCUAUCCGCCGAAGUUCAAUCGAAGAUGUCUCGAAAGUCGGAGCACGGGUUAGCGGAUUCGGAAUUUAGGAGGUAUAACGAACUUGAGAAGAAAUUCGGACUGGAUUGGGAGAAAGCCGACGUGAUAAUUGAUCUCUCUGACGUAGCACAGGAUAAGCAACCCACUGUUGAUGGUGACAAAAGCAUGAACGUCGACAUCGAACGCGCAUCCUCCGAGCGACACAUGCAAGUAUUGAAGAUCAUGAUGGAGGAGACGGACCUGAUCUCGAUGGACUACGACGAUGAAGAUAAUUGUGAAUUUCACCGUAGGUUCCAUUACAAAAAGCACAAGAAUUACAGCGAUCACGGUCGUAACACGAAAAAACAAAAAUUAACGAAUGCAGAUAGCACGAACAUCAUCGAACACUUGAAAAGGUUGCAAAAUAGGCUGUCUGGACACGUAAAUGAUCUUGAGAAUUUGACCACACUAAUUACUUUAUCUGGCGGAUGA